GGGCCCUGCGCCGCUUGCGCCCUGCGCUUUGGCGCCCGCUGCAGCCCUGCGCCCCUCGCCCCGCGGGGCAUAGCCGACCAACAUGGGCCAGGAAAAGGAGCUGCUGAGGAUUGCCAAAAAGCUGGAGAAGAUGGUGGCCAGGAAGAAGACGGGGCCUGUGCCUCAGUACUCUCCUGGCCUCCCACAGGAAGGGGCCCUCAACCUUCUGAAGAAGCUGAACAGCUGCCAGAUGUCCAUCCAGCUGCUGCAGACCACCAGAAUUGGCGUAGCUGUCAAUGGAGUUCGAAAGCACUGCUCAGACAAGGAGGUGGUAUCCUUGGCCAAAGUCCUCAUCAAGAACUGGAAACGGCUGCUGGACUCCCCUGGAAACCCUAAAGGAGAAAAAGGAGAAGAAAGAGAAAAAGCAAAGAAGAAGGAAAAAGCGUCUGACUGUCCAGAUUGGAAGCCAGAAGUAGGCCUUCCUCCACCAAGGAAGAAAGGAGGGGCAGACCACAAAAGCAGGAAAGACUCUGUGGAUUCCAAGACUUCUUCUACCUCCUCUCCAAGAAGGCCAUCGAUGGAAAGAUCCAACAAAUCGAAAGCAGAGGCCCCCAGGACCCCCAGCAGCCCCUUGACUCCCACGUUCGCCCCCUCCGUCUGCCUCCUGGCCCCUUGCUAUCUUACAGGGGACUCCGUCCGGGAUAAGUGUGUGGAGAUGCUGUCAGCAGCCCUGAAGGCGGAAGAUGAUUUCAAGGACUAUGGAGUUAACUGUGACAAGUUGGCAUCAGAAAUCGAAGAUCAUAUCUAUCAAGAGCUCAAAAGCACAGACAUGAAAUACCGGAACCGAGUGCGCAGCCGCAUCAGCAACCUGAAGGACCCCAGGAACCCAGGCCUGAGGAGGAAUGUGCUCAGUGGGGCCAUUUCCCCUGGGCUCAUUGCCAAGAUGACGGCAGAGGAUAUGGCCAGUGAUGAGCUGAGGGAGUUGAGGAACGCCAUGACCCAGGAGGCCAUCCGUGAGCACCAGAUGGCCAAGACUGGAGGAACCACCACUGACCUCCUACGGUGUGGCAAGUGCAAGAAGAAGAACUGCACCUAUAACCAGGUGCAGACACGCAGUGCUGAUGAGCCCAUGACCACCUUUGUCUUAUGCAAUGAAUGUGGGAAUCGCUGGAAGUUCUGCUGACCGAACCACCCGCCAGGAUAGCAGUGAACAAGGUGAGGAAGAAGAAAGAGGCCCACAAACCAUGUGACCCAGAGCAAAAAUAAAAAUUCAAAUGAAGGAAAACGCUGAGCUCUGGAUGAGG
This is a messenger RNA of Nannospalax galili (Upper Galilee mountains blind mole rat), 1283 nucleotides long. RefSeq names its product transcription elongation factor A3 (gene Tcea3). The record is from RefSeq and is a predicted model, not a curated record. The transcript is spliced from 11 exons. Bases 83 to 1162 code for a protein of 359 amino acids. Gene Ontology annotation, biological process: transcription elongation by RNA polymerase II; DNA-templated transcription. Lineage: Eukaryota; Metazoa; Chordata; Mammalia; Rodentia; Spalacidae. Gene Ontology annotation, molecular function: zinc ion binding; nucleic acid binding. Gene Ontology annotation, cellular component: nucleus.